AUGAAGUCCUGGACCAUCGUUCUCGUCGCCACUGGCCUGGCGUCAGCCCUCAGCAUCCCCCGCCCCAUCGACGCCCGCGCCGACUUUUCCAUCGCCAUCCAGCAGGCUGGUGCCGCGCAGCCCGCCGCCGGUAAGGCCAUCGCGCCUGCUGCCGGCCAGGCCGGCGAGGAGGCGGCAGUCGGCGAGGGCGAGGGCGAGGCCCCCGCCGUCGACGAAGGCCAGGACGAGGCGGCCGCUGAGGAGGGCGCCGAGGCGCCGCCUGCCGAGUCGUCUUCGCCCGUCGAAGAGGCUGCUCCCGAGGUGACGGCGCCGCCCGCCGAGGGCGAGGCACCUGCCGAGGGCGACGCUGCCGCGUCCGAGAGCCUGGCCGAGUCCACCACCACCACCGAGGAGGCUGCCCAGGAGACGGCACCGCCGGGUGAAGGCCAGGAUGAACAGAACAACGACGACGACAACAACAACAACGACAACAACGACGAGAACAACAAUGAUGGAGAGAACGGCCAGGGAGGUCGCGGCGGUAAGAACAACGACGACGACAACAACAACAACAACAACGACAUCAUCGACGAGAUUCUCGGCGGCGGCGGGCAGGGACGUGGCGACAGGAAGGGCCAGCAGGCGGCGCUCACGCAGGCCAUUGUCCAGCUGACGCAGGCCAUGGGUCUCGGCGGCAUCCUCAACCUCAACGGCCUCGCCAACAUUGGCGUCGGCCAGGAGCUCCAGCUGCUGCUCCAGCUGCAGCAGAUUGCGCAGAUCCAGUCGGCGGGCUUCAUCACCCAGGUCGACAUUGUGGGACUUCUGCAGCAGAACCAGCUAUUUGGAGGCCGUGGAGGCAUUUUCAAGCGCCAGGAGGAGGUGCUCGUCAGCAAGGCGUAG
Molecule: messenger RNA, 879 nt
Organism: Verticillium dahliae VdLs.17
Lineage: Eukaryota; Fungi; Ascomycota; Sordariomycetes; Glomerellales; Plectosphaerellaceae
Exons: 2
Coding region: 1-879 (292 amino acids)
Source: RefSeq, a predicted model, not a curated record